AUGAAGUUCUCCAUCCUGUCCCUUCUCUCUGUCUUGGCCUCCGCCGCACUCGCGGCUCCAACCGACGCUGCGAGCGACGUAGCCGGCCAGAUUGUCAAUGAUGGAGUCAUCCGCCUUAAUGUCACGGAUCUGCAUCCUCCCUCCUCCCUAACCCGCCGGCAAAACGGCAACCCCAACACCGAAGCCACCCUUCAAGCCUGGCGCUUCGACGGCAACUGCCAGCCCGGCCCAGGGUUCAAUUUCCUUUGGUUUCCCGUCGGGUGGACGGCGGCCAACAACCCUUCCGGGGCCUGUCACGAGUUCUUUGAGAACGGGAUCCGCCGCGACGUACUGUCGGUCAUGGUGACGGGCACCUGGGGUGGCAACUGCCGCCUGCGCAUGUACGAGAACACGGGCUGCACCGGCGGCGUCACCCUGCGGUCUCCUGGCCAGUGCGGCAACAGGGCGGGGAAUCCUAUUCGGAGUUUUAAUGUUGUCUGCUGA
Molecule: messenger RNA, 483 nt
Organism: Canariomyces notabilis
Lineage: Eukaryota; Fungi; Ascomycota; Sordariomycetes; Sordariales; Chaetomiaceae
Exons: 2
Coding region: 1-483 (160 amino acids)
Source: RefSeq, a predicted model, not a curated record